AUGAUGGAUUUUGAUGAGCGUGUUCCUUGUUCCUCUAACAUGUAUUUGCCAAGUUGUACUUACUACGUCUCGGGUCCUGAUUUUUCCAGCCUCCCUUCUUUUUUGCCCCAAACCCCGUCUUCUCGCCCUAUGACAUACUCCUACUCCUCCAACCUACCCCAGGUCCAACCUGUGAGAGAAGUUACCUUCAGGGAAUAUGCCAUUGAUCCCUCCAGUAAAUGGCACCCCAGGAACAAUCUGCCCCACUGCUACUCCGCAGAGGAGAUCAUGCACAGAGACUGCCUGCCUGCCACCAACACUGCUAGCAUGGGCGAGAUGUUCGGCAAAAACACAGCUAACGUCUACCACCCCAGCACCAACGUCUCCUCCAAUUUCUAUAGCACGGUGGGCAGGAACGGGGUCCUGCCCCAGGCUUUCGACCAAUUUUUCGAGACGGCUUAUGGCACGGCGGAAAACCUGGCCUCGGCGGACUACCCGGUAGACAAGAGUGGCGAGAAGGCGCCCGCGGCCGCCGGGGCGGCGGCGGCGGCAACUUCAAGUUCGGAGGGCGGCUGCGGCAGGGCGGCGGCGACGGCGGCGGAGAAGGAGAGGAGGAGGCGGCCGGAGAGCAGCAGCAGCCCCGAGUCAUCUUCCGGCAACAAUGAGGAGAAAUCCGGCAGUUCCAGUGGACAACGUACGCGUAAAAAGAGAUGCCCAUACACCAAAUACCAGAUUAGAGAGUUAGAAAGGGAAUUCUUCUUCAGUGUCUACAUAAACAAAGAGAAACGCCUCCAGCUCUCCCGAAUGCUCAAUCUGACCGACCGUCAAGUCAAAAUAUGGUUUCAGAACAGAAGGAUGAAAGAAAAAAAAAUUAACAGGGACCGAUUACAAUAUUACUCAGCUAAUCCACUACUUUAAAACUCAUAGCGUUUUUCAAGAAGAGAUUAAAUUCAGAUUUCGCCCUUG
Messenger RNA from Serinus canaria (Common canary), 945 nucleotides. It is a transcript of the gene HOXA11, whose product is annotated as homeobox A11. Gene Ontology annotation, cellular component: nucleus. The record is from RefSeq and is a predicted model, not a curated record. Gene Ontology annotation, biological process: regulation of transcription by RNA polymerase II; anatomical structure development. Bases 1 to 897 code for a protein of 298 amino acids. Gene Ontology annotation, molecular function: RNA polymerase II cis-regulatory region sequence-specific DNA binding; DNA-binding transcription factor activity, RNA polymerase II-specific. Lineage: Eukaryota; Metazoa; Chordata; Aves; Passeriformes; Fringillidae. The transcript has 2 exons.